CUGAGGGCGGCCCACCCCGCAAUAGUAUAUGAAAAAAAUAACCUCCGGCGUUCUCUUCUCCCUCACCCACUUCCCAAGCCCCAAAAACCAAACAAAACCUCUCCUCUCCUCUCCUCUCUUCUCUCUCUGUUCCGUUGCUCUGCCUCACAGUCACAAGAAAAGAAACAUAAUAAAAACUUGGCUUUCACUCUCUUUUCCAUCACCACCGGCUGGCUCGUGUCAUAUCAUGCAGCCAGCCAAUGUAGAGGAGUUGAGUGUAUGUAUGGGCAUAAAAAGGGGCGAUUUCUCUCCUCUAACCUCUUCCCUUCUCUCUUCUUCUUGUAUUUUGCUUCCUCCCCUUCUCCCCCUCAUCCUUCUCUCUCUCUCUACUUGCUCUCGUUCACAUCACCUAAAUACCCACCAACCCCUCUCUCGCUCCCUCUCUUCUCUCUAGUACCAAACCAAUCCUUUCAAGUAUCAGCUUACCUGCUGCCAGGAUUUCUCCACCAGAUCUCUAGGCCAGGAAGGAAGAGGAAGAAGGAAAGCUGGAAAAGAGAUAUCACCGCCCCUCUUUCCCUGACACCAGACGGCCUCAGGCCCCUCUUCCUCUCCUCUCCUUUCUUUUUAUUUUAUUUUAUUACCUCUCUUCUUUUUCUAAUAAUACCCUUUGGUUAAUUUUGUCUUUUCCUUCGUUUUUUUCCCCUUCCUCGCCUGUCUUGGUUUUGGUUUCCAUGCCACACCCACACACCAAAAUAGCGUCUUUCUCUUGAUCCCGUCUCGAUAAUCCCCUUCCCGUUUCUGGGUUUUGGUUCUGGAGGUUGGAGAUAAAAUGGCGAAUGGUGGUGCGGUUGAUGAGAGGAGGGAGAGUGAGACAGUGGUGUUGUUCAGUGAGGAAGAACUGAGGGAGAUGAGUGGGGUGAAGCAAACCGGGGAUUGCAUAGAAGUCACUUGUGGUUGUACUAGCCAUAGAUAUGGCGAUGCGGUGGGUAGGCUUAGGGUUUUUCCCAACGGUGACCUCGAAAUCUCCUGCGAAUGCACUCCUGGUUGCGACGAAGGUUUCUCUCCCAUUCUUCCUUUUCCUCUUUCUAUCUCUUGUUCUCGUCCUCUCUAAAUUUUUUCCUAUUUGUCUUCUUCCUUCCCUUUUUUGAUAUCUGGGGUUUGAAUUUUAUGCAUGUUGAAUGUGUCAUCUGAUGUCGUUUUCUCCCCAUCGUUUUAAUCGAACGGCAUUGAUUCAUCUACCCUGAGUACCGUCCCCGAGUGGCCUUGUGUUUGUUUUUUUCCCUUAUACAGGCCAAGUGUUUGCUGUAUUGCCUCAGUGAACCAACUUGCGCCUUGGUAACCCCUACCAGUAAGCUGUUGCGUGUGCCUGUGGAGCCUAUUCUUCACAAAGAGCAAGAAGUUUUGUUUGCUAACCUACAUUGUUGUUACUGUUCACUCUUUUUCAUCCUACUGAACUAGUGGCUGCCGAGUUUUGCCAUUACUGUGUAGGCAGAGGAACCUCCUCGUGGCCUAUAUCUGUCUACCCUUUUGUUUUUCUUCCUCACCCUCCUUUCUUUUAGAUCAUGCUUCAGCACAAGGAGUCUUUUUAUUUUUUAUUUUGGUAGAAGCACAAGGAGUCUAGGAUCAAACUUUCGUGUUACCUGGAUCAUUACGUUGGGAUGAGGCAUUUUGGUAACCCACUUUUCUUGCCCAGUUAUUCUUUAUUGAAGGAUCGUUGGGUCAUCGGUCAUUUUUGGAUCAUGGGUUGGUUUCUUUCUGACCAACUCAUCAUAUACAUGUUCUUCGUCAAAAGUGUUUUGUGUACUUUCCUUUUUUGAAACAGUGCAAAAGUCAUACCAACGGCGCCUACCUUUUAAUUUUCUUGCUGAAGUAUGUUUAAGGUUCAAAGUCUGAUAUGGGUAGGCGACUUUAGUUUGAGAAAACUGUCGUGAGUAGAAGGUUAUCUUAUGCAUGCUACAAGGGUUGGUACGUGGUACUGAUGUCCAUUUGAGAGAAGCUUAGGUCUUCAAGAACAGGAAUAUGCUCUGGUAUUUCAGUGGGAAAGAAAGAAGGCCGAUAAGUACUGCUACUUGGAAUAUACUAUGGCCAUAAAGUAAACCCGGACCUGGCUACGCCAAUCCAUAUUUGCUUUUUUGAGGCCUAAGUUGUAUACAGUAUCUUGCUACUUAAUCGGACAAGAGUUUAUGUGGUAUUUGGAGGCCGACCAUCUAGCUAAGGCCUACUUCUAUCCCCUGCUAACUUUUUCUUCGCCAAUUUCUCGCACAUGAUCGUUGGUGCAGUUUCUUUUGCUGUUGCUAGCUUUUAGCUUCUUAUCAUGUGCAUGUUUUUGUACUUUGUCCUUGCUCUAAAUUUUACGGAAAUGCUUCUCUUCUGCAUGUGAUUAUAACUUUAUCAACAUUAGACUGGACUUUUGGAUGCUUUUCAUAUGAACUCUCUGUCCUCCAUGGAAUUCCUUUGUGCUUCCUGAGACCACACAGCUGAUCUUUUUUCAUGUGUUGAUGGUUGUGUAGAUAAGUUGAGUCCUGCUGCAUUUGAGAAGCAUUCUGGGAGAGAGACUGCUAGGAAGUGGAAGAAUAAUGUGUGGGUGAUAGUGAAUGGAGAGAAGGUUCCGUUGUCCAAAACAGUGUUGCUCAAGUACUACAACCAAUCAUCGAAUGGAUCCCACCGCUCUCAAACUGGACGUGUUUUCCAUCGUGAUGAGUUUGUUCGCUGCAGCAAAUGUAACAAGGAGCGCCGAUUCCGCUUAAGGACCAAAGAGGAGUGUCGAGUUCACCAUGAUUCUGUGGCCAAUGCUAGCUGGAAGUGUGCUGACUUACCGUUUGACAAGUAUGCCUUCUCUCCUUUUAAGUUGAUAGUAGCUGUUUCGUUAUUUCCAUUAUGGUGAAUGGAAAAUGCUGCCUUUGGUACAUUAGAUUUAUAGUUGUUAUUUGCUUAAUAAUACAGCCCAUUCUCUUAUCAUUUCUGCAUCCUUAACUCUGUUCUUGCAAACCAGAGUGUGAUGUUCUUUCCUUGGGGUUGCUGUUGAAAUAAUUGUGAUUAUUGCAUGCUUUUUCCUUCUUUUCUACCAUUUUGCAGGCAGUUUCUUUCUCUUGUUAACAUUCACUAAGACCUUAUAUGCUAUGAAUAGAACAUAUAGUAUGACUUCUGCCUUUUUCACCUUUACAUGGAAAAUUAUGACUUAUGUCGCUGGAUGCAAGAGUUCCAGGAAUAUGUGUCAGAUAAAGGCUAGUGUUUCUCAUAAUUUGGUUCCUCAUACAAGGUUUUCCUGGACUAUAGAAGUUGGCAAUGAUAUUAAAUCUUUGUUGGAGAUUUUUAAAUGAUCGGCCCAUAACCAGAGCCAUGAAAGGCAGUUGCUUUGGAGCUACCAACUUAAUUGGACGACAUAUAAUGGCAUGUUUCCUUUUUCCUUUCUCUCUGCAAUAAUGGAUGAUGUAAAAUUUCAGACCCUUAGACGAUUUUGUUGCCACCAGUAAUCCUGUUGGAGUAUGCUACAACAGAAAUUUCCACGGUGGUGGCUGGAACUGGUCCAGGCUCCAGAGAACUAUGAGAUUUAUGAUUUCGAAUGCUAUGAACAUAAGCACUGAGCUAGUCUGCUCAAUUUGACUUAAAACCCCAUUGUUUUCCAGCAAAGGACAUCAUAAAAAGCUUAGGUUGACAAUGUAGGAUUGAAUUCGGUCCUUGCGUGGCCUUCUGCUUCAGUUUCUUCGACUGAUAUCCUCGUUUUGUUGGCAGGCUAACAUGUGAUGACGAUGAGGAGAGAGCAAGUCGAAAGGUGUACAGAGGCUGCUCCCGCUCUCCGACGUGCAAGGGAUGCACUUCCUGCGUGUGCUUUGGCUGUGAAAUCUGCCGCUUCUCAGACUGCAAUUGCCAGACUUGCACUGACUUCACUACGAAUGCGAAAGCUUGAAGAACCCUUCUUGCAGCAUGACCGAGUUCGUCCACCAUCCUUGAUUUGAUCCCAUUAGGGCUGCCAUUAUUUAACCACUUCACACUGCUCUUCUCCCCUGCCUUCUAGAACAGUCGGAAAAAAGGGCGGGAAGGAGCAGCAAAUUCAGUGACUAUUUAUCCUCUAUUUUUGGACGUCUAUUUAUGAACAAAACACCCGCCAAUCCGCCAUGCUUGUGUGAUUGGCAAGCCUGUGAUCUGAAGUUGAGUGAGAGGAUACACAGUUUUCUGACUCACUAAGUCUUUUGUUGGGCUCCAAAGACAAGUAAUUUCAAUCUCCUUCAUUUAUUAUUACCGAUCAUUUCGUAUAUCACAUCUCUUGCUGCUUCCUUAACCAUUUCCUGCAAAUGAUGCUGAAAAUAAAAGAGAAGUCCGUUU
Linum trigynum is the source of this 4302-nucleotide messenger RNA. NCBI's taxonomy places the organism in Eukaryota, Viridiplantae, Streptophyta, Magnoliopsida, Malpighiales, Linaceae. The record is from the annotation of a GenBank genome assembly.